Messenger RNA from Astrephomene gubernaculifera, 3405 nucleotides. NCBI's taxonomy places the organism in Eukaryota, Viridiplantae, Chlorophyta, Chlorophyceae, Chlamydomonadales, Astrephomenaceae. The record is from the annotation of a GenBank genome assembly.
CAAACUAACACCUGGAACAGAAUAUGUCCUUGCCUGCCGAAUUACCGACAUUAAAUUACUGUCUGCGACCUUGAGUGUUUCAUCCUCCAGACAUGGAAGUCGUGAUCCAUCGGGGUUUCCUUAGCUACAAACGUGGCGGACGAGAUGAGCGGAUUGCACGAAGGCUCUAUGACACAUUUCGCAAUAACGGCGUAAACAUGUUCUCAGAUUUCGGGGACUUGCACACAGGAGUGGGCUUCGAAGACCAAAUUCGCGAGGCGUGCGAAAACUCUGCGGUCUUUGUCUGCAUCCUCUCCAUACGCUACGUGCAGAGUUAUUGGUGCAUCCAGGAGCUUCUCUUUGCUCGUAUGGCCGAAAGGAGGAUUCUCCCCAUCUUUAUCGACGAGGCGGGCGACGUCUCGAGGGCACUGCCAGCAGCGGAGAUCGCGGCAAGGCUUAGAUCAAGCGGCUGGGAACCUAUGACGGGGAACACUGUGAGGAGCGCGUACAACAGUGCUGCAUCGGUUCAGGCGCUGCUCAUGACCGGGGACGACGAUGGGCCGAUGCAACGGUUUGCAGCACCUGCCUUGGACAUUAUUCAGGAGGAGAGCUCGAGCUGCAUGUGGCGCAUGUGGGACCACAACCCAAGCUACAGGAGCCUGCUUGACGACAUGAACUCCAGGUUCCUGUGCUGUGUCAACAGUCUCCGGCAGGAGGAAGACGACCAUGAGCUCAUAGCCGAUGUCCGCUUGAUCCGUGCUGCUAUGAGGCGGGCGGAAGCACUGAUGGCGGGCCAGGCGGGUGGAGGAUUUGACUCUUACCUCCGUGCGGCUGGCGUUGGCUACCGUUCCGCCAAAGAACAUCGGGGCUACAACCACGACCUGGAUGGUGUCAUGGAGCACACAGGGCAGUCAACCCUGCACCACAUGUACACACACAUUGGCUGGGGCGUCAGAAGUACCAACGGGGGAAGGCAUUACUGGGUGGUGCUGCUCGUGGAGGCCCUCUAGUGUAUGACAGGCACCUUCAGCGACAUUCGAGAGCGUGUGAGUGUGGCAGGCAACACUAGAAUACGACGUGCAGGCCGUCAUGUUCGUUUUGAAUGGCGGUAAUAAAGAAACACGCCGAAGUUACCGCACGUUUUCCUCGUGUGACCAGGUAUGUUACUCGAGCCUUGUUUGGUCUGCUUUUGACAUUUAGUGCGGGCAUCGGGGUUUUACGGCCACGGAUCACCACAGUUGCGGUGCUUGCAACCAACUUCAUAGUUAACCUGUGUGGACUGUCGCUAAAUUUGAAGUGCCAUGGGUUUGGCAUGCACCCUAAGAAGGUACACGCACUAGCUUCCCGUUUGUUUUUUUGUUGUGGUCACGUUUAUUUAGCAAACCCGGUACGUGUUCGUGGCUGUCGGCAAUGGGUGUAGAUUUACGGUCGUGCACCUAACCGUUGUGGUCCUGAGGCUUUGGCGUCAGGAAAAGGUGGUGCGUUUCUCACCUGGAACGUGUUCACUUCUUGGCCUUAAGUGUAGUCCGGUAAAUGGUCGAUCUAUGGUGUUGUAGAAGUGGCGAUGUGGUGGGAGAGCUGUUUACGCCGCCAUGUCCUGGCCAUUCUUAGCAAGCUUAGUACGGGUUCGGUAGGUGUUGUCGGCAUAGUAUGAGUUCGAGUUUGGCUGCCCAAGGUCCAGAAGGCUGACGGAAAAUGUCAUUACAGGUUCCCGCGUGCGCCUGACAGCUUGUUGAACCUGUUCUAACCUAUCUUGCUAAAACAUGUAUUGCCGCUUGCAUGAUCUGGUAAUUGGUUGGGAGUGCCGUGUGUGUGGCGAGGAGGUAGGUUUGUAGGGGCUUUAUGAGGCGGCCACAACGGCCUGGCCACCCAUGUGUUCUACGACAGUUUGGUUAUGGUAGUUGGCAUGCGUGUGCUCCUAGUUUACUACUGCCCCGUUGCUUUGUAGGGGCUGUAUGAGGCGGCCACAACGGCCUGGCCACCCACGUGUUCUACGACAGUUUGGUUAUGGUAGUUGGCAUGCGUGUGCUCCUAGUUUACUACUGCCCCGUUGCUUUGUAGGGGCUGUAUGAGGCGGCCACAACGGCCUGGCCACCCAUGUGUUCUACGACAGUUUGGUUAUGGUAGUUGGCAUGCGUGUGCUCCUAGUUUACUACUGCCCCGUUGCUUUGUAGGGGCUGUAUGAGGCGGCCACAACGGCCUGGCCACCCACGUGUUCUACGACAGUUUGGUUAUGGUAGUUGGCAUGCGUGUGCUCCUAGUUUACUACUGCCCCGUUGCUUUGUAGGGGCUGUAUGAGGCGGCCACAACGGCCUGGCCACCCACGUGUUCUACGACAGUUUGGUUAUGGUAGUUGGCAUGCGUGUGCUCCUAGUUUACUACUGCCCCGUUGCUUUGUAGGGGCUGUAUGAGGGCGGCCACAACGGCCUGGCCACCCAUGUGUUCUACGACAGUUUGGUUAUGGUAGUUGGCAUGCGUGUGCUCCUAGUUUACUACUGCCCCGUUGCUUUGUAGGGGCUGUAUGAGGCGGCCACAACGGCCUGGCCACCCAUGUGUUCUACGACAGUUUGGUUAUGGUAGUUGGCAUGCGUGUGCUCCUAGUUUACUACUGCCCCGUUGCUUUGUAGGGGCUGUAUGAGGCGGCCACAACGGCCUGGCCACCCAUGUGUUCUACGACAGUUUGGUUAUGGUAGUUGGCAUGCGUGUGCUUAGUUUACUACUGCCCCGUUGCUUUGUAGGGGCUGUAUGAGGCGGCCACAACGGCCUGGCCACCCAUGUGUUCUACGACAGUUUGGUUAUGGUAGUUGGCAUGCGUGUGCUCCUAGUUUACUACUGCCCCGUUGCUUUGUAGGGGCUGUAUGAGGGCGGCCACAACGGCCUGGCCACCCAUGUGUUCUACAAGAGUUUGGUUAUGGUAGUUGGCAUGCGUGUGCUCCUAGUUUACUACUGCCCCGUUGCUUUGUAGGGGCUGUAUGAGGCGGCCACCACGGCCUGACUGCCGUCAUGUCUAUCUAGGUCCCGUAUACAGGGCAAGCGAGGCACAGCUUGUCCACCCAUGUGUUCUACGACAGUUGAUUUGGUUAUGGUAGUUGGCAUGCGUGUGCUCCUAGUUUACUACUGCCCCGUUGCUUUGUAGGGGCUGUAUGAGGCGGCCACAACGGCCUGACUGCCGUCAUGUCUAUCUAGGUCCCGUAUACAGGGCAAGCGAGGCACAGCUUGUCCACCCAUGUACGGCUAGCAAAGGGAGCGACUGUGCCUGCAACAUGGCUUCAUACCAGGUGUAUCCUGCUGUAGGCGUAUGCGUCUGUUUUCUAUUCAUCAAUGUCAUGACUGUUCUGUGAUCCAUUGUCGUGCAAGUUGCAGCAGAGGCAUCUAACACUGUGCUAUGGGUCAUGGUAUUAACUGCACCAGUAAGGUCCUCGCCCG